Molecule: messenger RNA, 1263 nt
Organism: Ostertagia ostertagi
Lineage: Eukaryota; Metazoa; Nematoda; Chromadorea; Rhabditida; Trichostrongylidae
Source: the annotation of a GenBank genome assembly
AUGUCCGACUUUGUCGGUAGCGCACGGUAUCUCUUCCGAGUAUUUAACGAUAAAGUCACGAUUUCACUACGAGAACAUUCGUGUUUCAGGACGUUACUUGGUUUCGACAACUUCCAAGAAAGGCGCAAAGCGGCAACAGAGAGUCGAACUUUGACGAUCAAGAAGAUUUUCCGAUCACCUUCGAUGCUAGCAUCUACAUCGAGUGGCCAGUUUUUGGCAGGAAAGCAACAGACUCUUCCGGAAAUUUCCAUUACAUUAUCGAUUUUGUCUAUUUUUCAGACGUUGAGUGUGACUCAUUAUCCACCGCACAGCAUGUGUCACCAAAUGGAACACCCACCAGACAAGUGUAAAGUAAAAGUUGACGAUGUCAUUGCCGAAGUGGAAAAGUACAUAUGUAUUUGCUGUUACAAUAAUCUAUUUUGUGCGAGCUCUGAUGAAGAAGUAGCCGAUCUCUCACUACAGGAUCGAAUUCGAUCGUUGAACUGGGUAACAGCCGGAUUUCUCGAAACUAAGCUCGAUUUUAGUCGACAAGCAGUUCGAAAUCUUCUUGAUGAUGCUAUUGCGGAAAUGAUCGAUAUUAACAGUCAUAGACGAUCGGAUGAGAAGCUGGAAUGCCUUGUUAGGUGCUCGCAUAAGAUUUUCGAAGCUCUGAAAGAGAGUGGUGCUCCAACAAGUGCUGAUGAGUUUCUUCCGGUAUUGAUUUAUGUACUCUUGAAAGGCAAUCCACCUUUGAUCCAGUCGAAUGUAAAAUUUAUCAGUCGCUUCGCGCUGCCUUCUCGGAUUAUGAGCGGUGAAUCUGGGUACUUUUUCACGAACCUAUCGUGUGCUCUCCAAUUCGUUCAAGAUAUGAACUAUGCGAGUCUCAAAAUGGAGCGUUCUGAAUUCGAAGCGUACACAUCUGGGGAUCUCGUGCCACCGUUGAACAUGAUGAAUUGUGGCUGUAACCAGGCUCUCGGUUCAAUGGAAGAGUCGUUAGUCCGAGUGCGAGAACUAAUUGAACGUCAGCAUGCGCUAUCGAGUAGGAUCGACGAGAUUGAGAGGAGACUUAGUUUUGAGGGAGCUGAAAUGGCUGAAGAGUUUCGAAAAGUCAUGGCCACGUAUCCUUCUCAAGAAUAUCAAAAGCUCAAGGAACAGAUCGCUCGUGAAGAGAAGGAGACAAUGGAGGUGUGCUCGCUGACGUCGAUGUUAUCAAGAUCGAGUAGAUCAAGUGGAGAAUCAGAAGAACCGAUAAAAGAACAAGCUACCAACACUGCUGCCGAGUAA